AUGAUCCUAGGAGAUGGUGGUGAAUCGGAGAACUUCACGUCGAUUCCUAGAGUAGCGUGUUUAUUUGGCAAGGUUCGAAGACAGAGCGGAUCUGCCUCCGUACAAAUCUCGAUGAGAACUGUUACUUACGAGCUACGCUGUCUCCCGGUAGACGCGAGUGAAGCUGGCCGAGAGCAGUGGGAGCAGCGGCGUGCCCGCCGAUUGGCUGCGAGACCAACAACGGAGUCGCAACCAAGCGGUGGAGGAGUGUUGCCUCGCACGCACUACCUCGAAUCAUUUAAACUAGUGCCCACUAGCCCUGUCGGCUAUAGCUCUCAAAGUGAAAUCGUUGGACACAUUAAUGGUUCAAUAACCACAUCACAACCGCCCGUCAGGCCACCAACUCCACAAUCGGAUAUUGUGACGGCUGGCAUUCAUGACAAGGAUGAAAUGUGUGACUACGCAGGAUUUCCAAUUGGAAUAUUCUAUGGUGAAAAGAUUUAUAAAAUAAAAAAAUCUCCAAACGUGUUCCAGAGACUGUUUCGAAGAUGUUUUAGAUGCGUACUACCCCCACUCCCAACGGACACUCAAGUUACAAAAGAGGAACUUAAACCUGAACCAAGUUUUACGGUGGUACAUAAGGGACUUAUAAUUGCAAAAUAUUACGGGGGCCAGUGGAAUAAGUUUGAAUAGAUCCUAUAGCGAAAAAAAGCAGAAUAUAUACUUUGCACCGCCAAUUGAUAAAUUACAUUUCAACUUUAUUUUGUAAUAGCUCAUAUAAUAAGAUUAAAAUCUGUUACCUUAAUAACUAAAUGGUGAUAGACAAGACAUGAUAGAAACAAAAACAAUAUAUAUCUUCUCUUUCCGUCAGACGAAAAUAAUAGUUUCAUCAGCCCAUACCAUAGGACAACAGAAUGAGGAUCAUGGCGCCUAAAAAAGUUGGCUUAAAAUAAAAAAAUAAAAGCAAUGUUAAAAUAGCAUAAUAAAUAAAAACAUUUAGCAUUGAUACGAAUGAUUUUUUUACAAAGACGUGCUUUAAAUUUCUCCUAUGUCUAAAGCAGGUUAUUUUUAUAUUCAACAUAAAACACUACGAAAACGACCUUUCACUUCUAUAUCC
This is a messenger RNA of Belonocnema kinseyi, 1096 nucleotides long. RefSeq lists its product as uncharacterized. Bases 1 to 672 code for a protein of 223 amino acids. The record is from RefSeq and is a predicted model, not a curated record. Lineage: Eukaryota; Metazoa; Arthropoda; Insecta; Hymenoptera; Cynipidae. The transcript has 6 exons.